This is a messenger RNA of Astrephomene gubernaculifera, 3260 nucleotides long. The record is from the annotation of a GenBank genome assembly. NCBI's taxonomy places the organism in Eukaryota, Viridiplantae, Chlorophyta, Chlorophyceae, Chlamydomonadales, Astrephomenaceae.
CGGAACUGGUAGAGGUGGUGCGAGUGCAUGGUUCCGAGGGGGCCCAGGCGCUGUGUGCGCUGAGCGCGCAGGACAUGCCGGACAGCGCGGCGUGGAUCACACGCGGCGGGCGACUGCUGUUCGGACGGAUGGACCCACGGGUCAGGCUGCGGUGGAGCACGGUGUAUGUAGGCGAAACCAUCCACUCCCUGUGCUACCACUCCGCCAGCCGCUGCCUCAUCGCCCUCUGCGAAUCAGCCAGCAACGCUUCCGACGCUGAUACCCUCCCGUACGGCACCGGGGCCGCCCAGUACGGCAACAGUUACGGCGAUACGGGCGGCGGCUGUGACGUGUUGCGAGUUGUACAUGCGGACUCGCUUCAGCCCGUGCUCUCCAUGCGGCUGGCUGCGGGUCACUACCACACAGCGGCGCUGGUGGCUGCACUGCCCUGCAGUUCCCAGGGCCUGCAGCAGCUGAGGCAGCUGGGGGGGUCAGCAGGAGGAGGAGGCAGCGGCGCCGGCGGCGGCGGCGGCGGAGGAGGGAUAGUGGAGCAGCAGCAACAGCAGCGGAGCAGGGGCAUGCAGAAGGAGGAGCAGGGGUCUAGAGCGGUUGGAAUUGCAGGCGGUGGGAAGGAGUUCAUCGUGCUGGCUUCGUACCUGCUGGUAGAUGCAGCGGCGGCGGCGGUGGCGGCGGCGGCGACAGAGGAGGAGGAGGAGUCGGGUGAGGCCGCCGGGGGUGCGGCGGCGGCUGGCGGGGAAAGCCGGCAUGGAGCUGCUGCUGCGGCGGCUCCAGGCGGUAGGGUGAUGCAGGGCGCUUUGUCCUUUCUGGAACUCAAGCUCAACGUCAGCAGUGAUACCACCUCAGCCGCAGAAGCAGCAAGUAUGGGGACCGCAGCGAGCCUCCCUCCUGAUGCUCAUGCUGCUGCUGCCGCCGCCGCCGCCACGUCGGCUGUACGGUACCAACUGGUGCUGCAUGGGACCCACAUGAUGUCCGGCGUGGCAAGCGCUCUGGCCGUUGCUCGUCCGGUGCCGUACGAUGCAACCGUUAGCGCUGCUACGGCUUCGGACAUGUCUGCUGCCGCUGCCGCUGCCGCCGGCGGCGGCGGGGCUAACGAGACGUCGAAUCCCCUCCUUCUUUGUAGCGGACGCAGCUUCCGUGGCGGCAGUGGCGGCCUGGGGGCCGCGGCGGCGGCGCUCAAACUCCGCGCAGCCGCCGCCGCCGCUGAAACCACGUCGCAGCCCCACACCGCCGUACAAUCGGGCCCAGCGGCGGCGACGUCACCGCCGAUGCCGUACUAUCUCCUCGCCGGCUGCCAAGACGGCGUCCACGUGUACCAGGUUCAUGUGGAUGACGUGGCAAGUGAGGGUCCGCGGGCGGUGCAGCGCGCGAUCAGGGUGGUGGGGAAGCGGGUUUCGGAGCUGCGGCUGCCGUUACCCAGACAUGCAGCGGAGGGGGGCCUGCAGCCUCCGGGAUUGGCGGGACUGCUGCGGCCGCAGGCGGCCGGAAGAGGAGAGGGAGGAGGAGGGGGUGAUGCGAUGGUGGUGGAACGAGAGGGAGAGGAGGGGCUGGUGGAGGAUGAGUCAGAGCUCCCCGAAGUGCCUCGCCAGGCGCUGCCACAACGCUCCCGCGCCAACACAAACCAGCAGCAGCGGCCAGGGCUGCGAGGUGGCGCAGAAGAAGCUGAGGAGGAGGAGGAGGAGGAAGACUGGGAUCAGUACGGGUUGGGGGCCCUCCGCUACGGCAGCGAUGAUGAUGAAGACGUUGCGGAUGAUGAUGGGGUUGGAGGGGAGUACGACUAUGACUUUGAAGGCUUUGAGUUGGAGGCGUUUGGCGGUGGCGGCGGAGGAGGAAGAGGUCGUGGUGGCCCAGGGGUUGGCAGAGGAGGAGCAGGAGGAGCAGGAGCAGGUGCAGCAGCAGGGGGAGUCCAGCCGCUGCCCCCCGAUCAGGCGCAACGGGCGCUGCGAGCGCUGAUGGCCCGGUUCAUGCAGGCUGACCCUGACGUCCACCCCGACGAUGACGACGAGGACGGUGACAUGGAGGAUGAUGACAUGGAUGAUGACCUCCCUGAAGAGCAGCAGGACCAGCAGGACCGCAACCUGCCCCGCCAUGCGGUUGCUCGCGGGGGCAGCGGCACCAGCGGCGCCAGCGGCCGCCCCCUGCGUCGACUGCUCCGAGACCUGGAUCGGGACUGGUCGCAGCAUGUACGGCUGAGGCGGGUGGCGACAUGCCGUACGGCUGGGGGCGCCGUGGUGUCACAGCUCGUGAGCGCUGAGAGCGUCAACAAGGGGGGCUGCAGCUGCUGCUGUGGCUGCGGUGGUGGUGGUGGUUUUCAUAGCAGCGGUGAUAGCGGCAGCAGCGGCAGCGGUAGCAGGCAGGUAGCAGGGAGUUGCUGCUGCUGCGGAGGAGGCGGCGGCUGCGGAGGAGGAGGAGGCGGCAGUCUUGCGGGUGUGGUGGUGGCUUCGGACCUGCUGGGCAGUGUCACGGUGCUGGUGCUGCGGGCGACACGCAAGGGGGUGGUGCUGGCUCCGGGAUCGGUGGACAGACACCCGGUCUUCGCGCAGGCCUGCCUGCCGCUGGACUCCCGGCGCCUGCUGCUGUCGGUGCACCCGCACGGCCUGGCGCUGCUGCUGCGGGAGCCGGCGGCGGAGGAGGCAGCGUGGCGGGAGGCGCAGCGACGGGCGCUUGCGGACUUUGAAGCGGGCAUCUCCGCUCGUCAGCGCCAGCAGCGCCAGGCGGCCGCCGUCAUGGCGGGAGUCUGGAACCCCGCACAACAACAACAUCAACAGCAGCAGCAGCUGGAGCAGCAGGGCCAACAGCCCCAUGCAGCAGGGGCAGGGUCGGGGGCAGCCGCAGCAGGCGGUGCUGGUGCAGGAGCAGCAGCAGCAGCAGCAGCGGCGGCGGCGGCAGCAGCCAACACGGUGUUGUUGGAUGAGGCGGGGGUGGCGAGGUUGCGACUGGAGGAGAUGCCGGGGCUGGAGCUGGGAGCGGCAUGCAGGUUGCGUCACUCCGUAACCCGCAUGUGCCUACUGCCCCUCGGACUGCGACCCCGCCCGUCGCAACCUUCCUCCGCACCCACAACCGCCCCGCACAUCGAAUCCGCCGUACUUUGCUUCUCCAGCAGUGGUUACGUAGCGGCAGUACGACUGCUAGGGGAGCCACAGCAGCAGCAGCUGCAGCAGCAGCAGCUGCAGCAGCAGCAGCUGCAGCAGCAGCAGCUGCAGCAGCAGCAGCUGCUGGGACCGUCAUUCGCAGCCACGUCCUCUUCCAUCACAACCUCUGGG